Molecule: messenger RNA, 786 nt
Organism: Cajanus cajan (pigeon pea)
Lineage: Eukaryota; Viridiplantae; Streptophyta; Magnoliopsida; Fabales; Fabaceae
Product: Transmembrane proteins 14C
Biological process (GO): fatty acid transport
Cellular component (GO): chloroplast inner membrane
Molecular function (GO): fatty acid transmembrane transporter activity
Source: RefSeq, a predicted model, not a curated record
UUAUAGCUAUGCACUGAAAGAAUCAUUCGACGCUCUGUCUCUCUCUCUGAGUUUGAAAUUAGCGAUUGAAUUUGGGCGGAAAAGGUGAGAGAAAAUGCACGAUUUCUGCUUCACGAUUCCGUACGGAUUGAUGUUAGUGGGUGGUGGACUGUUCGGAUACAUAAAGAAAGGAAGCAUAGCCUCUCUCGGCGGAGGAGUGGCUUCCGGUUUGCUUCUCAUCGUCGCCGGUUAUCUCAGCCUCAACGCUUUCGGAAAGCGCAAGAACUCUUACCUCGCUCUCAUCCUCGAGACCGUUUGUGCAGCCGUACUAACUUGGGUCAUGGGACAGCGAUAUUUGGAAACAUCCAAGAUUAUGCCUGCUGGUCUUGUUGCAGGAAUCAGUGCUCUCAUGACUCUGUUUUAUCUCUACAAACUAGCAAAUGGUGGCAAUCAUCUCCCCACCAAGGCCGAGUGAUGAUAAAAUGAUAUAUUUUAUAUUUGCUUACUAUAAUGCAGAUAUGUUGGUUGACCUGCAUGCCUUGGAUGGCUGAAUAUAUCAUUGUACUUUUAGUGAUUUCAGAGUUUGGAGCAAAAAAAUAGUUGUUGUCGUCGUUGUCUUUAUACAUGUAGGAUAAUUGUGCCAGUAUCACUCUCUAAGCAGUUAUUUUUAUUCCUCCUCUCCUUCUUCUCCUAGCAUACCUUACUACUGAGGUUGCCUAAAUGCAAAACUGGCUCUUAUUUGUUGCAUACUCUACAAACUCGAUGGGAAUUACAAUUGAAAUGUGUUAAGACUUAUUAUUUGACUGA